Messenger RNA from Bicyclus anynana (squinting bush brown), 1804 nucleotides. RefSeq names its product protein RFT1 homolog. The record is from RefSeq and is a predicted model, not a curated record. The transcript has a single exon. The coding region runs from base 1 to 1680 and encodes 559 amino acids. Lineage: Eukaryota; Metazoa; Arthropoda; Insecta; Lepidoptera; Nymphalidae. Gene Ontology annotation, cellular component: endoplasmic reticulum membrane. Gene Ontology annotation, biological process: dolichol-linked oligosaccharide biosynthetic process; glycolipid translocation.
AUGGGCAGAAAUUUGCUAAUGAGCAGCCUCGAAAAUGCCUCAUUCAACAUAUUACUACAAAUUUUAUUUAGAUGUAUAACCUUUAUUAUAAAUGCCUGGGUGAUUAGAAACGUGGGUUAUGAAGUUAUUGGCAUAAUGAAUGUUAGAUUGCUACUACUUGAAAGCACAAUACUGUUUCUGAGUAGAGAGCCAUUUCAUCGUGCUUGUAUUGGCCAGAGGGAUGAGCCGAGUUGGAAACAAAUUAUUAAUCAAAUCUGGCUGUCAGUUCCUUUAAGCUGUGUCUUAUCAUUGGUCUUUGUUUAUAUUUGGCUGUAUAUGUUACCCUUGGGACAUCCCGAACAUGCUAUUCAAUAUGAGUUUGGGUGUUGGAGUGUAGCAUUGUCUUGCAUUUUAGAGCUUUGUUCAGCUAACAUGGCCCUUGUUGCACAAUUAUUCUGUUUUGUUAAACUAAAGGUUAUUCUUGAUACAUUGCAUAUAUUUGUAAGGACAAUAUUAUUUCUGUCUAUAAUUUUGUAUGAUAGAUCAUUAGCUCUUGUAGCAUUUUCUGUGGCACAAGUAGGGAGCAUAGGAGUCAUUGUACUAGCAUAUUAUUGUUUCUUUUAUUGGUACAUAAAAUGUAAGCCACUUUUUGCCAAGGGUGCAUUGAAAAGUAGAUAUCUUCCUAAUAGUGUUUUAGAGAAACUGUACAGUAAUAUGGAUGACUUUAACUUUACUUCACUUAAGGACUUUCUGCCCAAGUAUUUAGGUUCAUUAAAUGCUACAUUUAAUAAAAAAUUAAACACUCUUACACUAAGUUUCGCUAAGCAAGGCGUGGUUAAGCAGUUGCUGACAGAGGGUGAAAAAUAUGUCAUGUCAAUCAGCCCAGUUAUGAGUUUCAGUGAACAGGCAACUUACGAUGUGGUAAAUAAUUUGGGAAGUUUAGCAGCCAGAUUUGUAUUCCGCCCUAUAGAAGAUAGUAGCUAUUUUUAUUUCACUCAAAUGGUGAACAGAGAUUUGCCACUGUAUAAGCAAGAUCAAAACAAAAUCCAAGAAUCCUGUAUAGUCCUGUCACAAAUUUGCAAGACUGUGAGCUCUAUUGGUUUGAUAGUUCUCGUUUUUGGUUUGAGUUAUUCUCAAACACUUUUAGUUUUGUAUGGUGGGGAAGCAUUUGUGGCGAGUGGUUUACCAGUGCAGUUGCUCCGGAGUCAUUGUUUCGCCAUUGUACUGAUGGCAAUCAAUGGCAUCACAGAAUGCUAUACAUUUGCAACAAUGACUAGUGCACAGUUGAACAGCUACAAUUAUUUGAUGGUAUUCUUUUCAAUAAGCUUUUUACUAUUAUCUUAUGGGUUGACAUACAUUUUAGGGCCUGUAGGUUUUAUUAUUUCCAAUUGCAUUAAUAUGAUCGCUAGAAUAUUGCAUAGCAUACAUUUUAUAAAUAAUAAAUGUAAAGACACUGACUACAGGCCAUUAAAUGGGCUUUAUGUUGGAAAAAUCUUCCUGUGCACAUUAUUUGUUGCUGGUUGCAUUUGCAAAAUAUCUGAAAAUAAAUUCUUUCGCCAUUCUGUUAUAACUCAUAUAGCCAUUGGGGCUGUUUGUUUGAUGUUCGUAUUGUUAUCUUGGGCUUAUGAGAAUAAGGCGCUUGUGAUAAAGACAUACAGAAAGUUUGUUGGUGGUAAAGAAGAGAAAAUAUCAACAGAUUAGCAUUCAUUUAUUAUUAGGCUUAUAUAAUUUAACUGUAACUAUAAUAAUAAUAUGUAAAUAAGAUAAAUCUAUUAAAUAUAAUUUAUUAUUAAUCAAAGAAUAUAACACAUGUUGUCCCUAAAAA